GAAAGAAAUGUCACUGGACAUGAUGGCAUCGGAACGUGUUUGUUAUGUUCACUGCAACUUCUGCAACACCAUUUUAGCGGUAAGUGUUCCAUGCAAUAGCAUGUUUACACUGGUGACUGUGAGAUGUGGGCAUUGUUCAAAUCUGCUGUCUGUAAACAUGGGAGCUUCUCUUCAAGUUGUUCCUCCCCAAGAUUCUUCGCAACAGGGUCAUAAACAGCAGCAAGUUAGCAGUACUGGGGAUUCGAGCAAAGAGAGAGGGUCUUCGUCUUCAAAAUGCUCAAAAAUUGACUCUGCUGAGCGUGACCAACACAGAAUCCCUCCUAUUCGCCCACCGGAGAAAAGACAGCGUGUUCCUUCUGCGUAUAACAGGUUCAUCAAAGAGGAAAUCCAAAGGAUUAAGGCUAAAAAUCCUGACAUUAGCCAUAGAGAAGCCUUUAGCACAGCAGCUAAAAAUUGGGCACAUUUUCCUCACAUCCACUUUGGACUGAAGCUGGAUGGAAAUAAGCAAUCAAAUUAAGCUUGAAUUUUAGCAGGAGACAUUAUGGUGGGGGAUCAGAUCAUAAGUCCAUCCAAAUCUCCAAUGGGGUUCUGCCACCUGUUAAUUCUAGAGAUAAUUAUGACGAUGUGUCAGUAGAUAAAAAAAAUAUUAAAUAAAACACCUUGUUUUUUUUUUCCUAAAACUGUGUAUCAAUUUAGAUCUAUAAUUCCAAAAGAAAUGAGGUUGAUGAAGCCCUCCUGCCCUGAACUCCAUUCUCUGUAGGAAAGGAAAUUACUUUGAUAACCUCACCCCCCAUGUCCUUUUUAAUAGGUGUGAUGUAAUUUUAUUUUGUCCCAUCUCUCCUUGUUAACAAGUUGAGAUUGUUAAUGAGAUUACCAUAUCUAUAAUCUAUUUA
Messenger RNA from Momordica charantia (bitter melon), 893 nucleotides. It is a transcript of the gene YAB2, whose product is annotated as Plant-specific transcription factor YABBY family protein. Gene Ontology annotation, cellular component: nucleus. Gene Ontology annotation, biological process: abaxial cell fate specification; multicellular organism development; cell fate commitment. The record is from RefSeq and is a predicted model, not a curated record. Lineage: Eukaryota; Viridiplantae; Streptophyta; Magnoliopsida; Cucurbitales; Cucurbitaceae.